Molecule: messenger RNA, 713 nt
Organism: Papaver somniferum (opium poppy)
Lineage: Eukaryota; Viridiplantae; Streptophyta; Magnoliopsida; Ranunculales; Papaveraceae
Product: tol-Pal system protein TolB-like
Exons: 4
Coding region: 84-713 (209 amino acids)
Biological process (GO): proteolysis
Source: RefSeq, a predicted model, not a curated record
AUAUAACGGAAAAUAUCAAAGCACAAAGAUCACUGCAAAAACAAAAUCAUUAAAAGCUGAUCAUUUCAACCCCUUUUUGAUAGAUGGUGGGAAAAGCAUUGGUUACCAUCGUUGCAGGAGCGACAAACUCACGGUCUGUUAAGAGUGUCAGGAGUGUUUCCAACAAUUUCGAAUAUGUUGACAAUCAGUUCAAGGCUGUAUGGAUCGCUAACAAGGAUGGAUUACAUAAUGCUUACGAGUUGUCCGAAGACAAAGUUUUCUCUCCCGUAUGGAACCAAAAACUGGACAUAUUGUAUGUAUGUGUCGGACCUUCUUCUCACGCGAAGGAGCGUGUGGAUAUUGUAGCUAUCAUGGGAGCAUCAAGGGUCAACCAUACCCGCAGCAUAAAGAGCCUCACAGAUAGGCACAACAAUGCCUUCCCAUCCAGCAAUCCAGAUGGGGACAAAUUAGUUUACCGAUCAACAGGGAAAGACGGAUAUAAGAAUUUAUAUAUAAUGGACAAUGCCAAAGAAGGGUCGCUCGGGGCCGAGGGAGUGGAACCAAGAAGCCUAACAGAAGGGAAAUGGACUGAUACACAUUGCCAGUGGUCGCCCAAUGGAGAGUGGAUUGUAUUUUCGUCAACCCGUGACAAGCCUGACUCCGGUGCACCAGAAUCAGACCAGGGUCUUGACCCGGGAUACUUUGCGGUGUAUCUAGUGAAGAUGUUUUGGUAA